ACGGCCUAUUCAAAUCAGAAGUUCAUCUCAAAUCAUCUGUAGCUUUUUUUUUCCAUUAUUCUCAUAUAAUCAUCCAUAGUUUUUUUCCAUUAUUCUCAUUUUUCUUCUUAUUUUCCUCCCAUUCAUAUACACAUUUUUUCUCUUUAUUCAUUUUUUUAUUCAUUCAUAUUUGCUAUCCGCUUAUUUGUUGCCAACAGCACACGGUAACCCAUCUUUUGGCGAAACCGUGCCUACUUAUCUUGACUUCGGUGGAUCUUACGGGUACCGGUGUGUCCUAAGUGGCUAAGGCCGUUGACCUACCUUUGAAACGGCUGUAAUAGAAUACAACUAGCAUGUCCAGUCUUGUUGGAUCUGUAGUCAAUGUUUGUAUAAUGACUAUAUCUAUCUAACUUUAAUUAUCAGUGAUUCAAAACUCAAACCAAAAACAAAUGGAACUGGAAACGAUACUUCGAAAAUGUAUUGUAUCGGGUAAGUCAGAAGGACAAUUAGAAGAAAAUGAAAAAAAAGAAGACGAAUACUUUCAAAAAAUAUAUGAACAAUGGAAAGGCACUAAAGCUAAAGACAAAGACUUAACUUAUAAAGUCAUUCCUAAAUUUUAUUUCAAGUUACCUAAAGAAGAUGAGAUUCUGCCGCAAAAGUUACGAGAAGAAACACGAGCUUUAUUUUUGCAAAGACGUUCGCGACAGUUACUUGAUAAUAACGAACUUAAAGCAUUAUGGGUAUUGUUAGAUAAACAUCAUAGUCCACCUUUAUCAGGGGAAGAACAGUUAAUAAAUUAUGAAGAUUUCAAGAAAGUGGGUAAAUUAGCUGGUGCAAAAUGCAAUCCAUAUUUCACUGCUGUUGUAUUUGCUAAGUUACAGCAGGGUGAUCCUCAUGGCAGGAUUAGCAUAAUGGCAUUAUUUAAUUAUGUUAUGAGAAAAGUUUGGUUGCAUCAAACAAGAAUUGGUCUUUCUUUAUACGAUGUUACUGGUCAGGGAUAUCUCAGAGAAUCAGAUUUAGAAAACUAUAUCCUAGAAUUAAUACCAACUUUGCCCCAGCUUGAAGGACUUGAGAAAUCUUUCCAUUCAUUUUAUGUUUGUACAGCAGUCAGAAAAUUCUUAUUUUUUCUUGAUCCUCUUAGAACUGGCAGAGUUAGAAUACAAGAUAUUUUAGCAUGUAGCUUUUUGGAUGAUCUAUUAGAACUGAGAGAUGAAGAUUUACCAAAAGAUUUGCAAGAAGCAAAUUGGUUUUCAGCUCCAUCUGCUCUUAAAGUUUAUGGGCAAUAUCUUAAUCUUGAUAGGGAUCAUAAUGGAAUGCUCAACAAAGAAGAACUUGCAGGAUAUGGCACAGGAACAUUAACUGGAGUAUUUUUGGAAAGAGUGUUUCAAGAAUGUUUAACUUAUGAGGGAGAAAUGGAUUACAAAACGUAUUUGGACUUUGUUUUAGCAUUAGAAAAUCGACACGAACCACAAAGUUUACAUUAUUUAUUUAGAAUUCUUGAUAUUAAUAAUCGUGGUUAUCUUGAUACCUUCUGCCUUAAUUACUUUUUCCGUGCUAUACAAGAACAAAUGACAAUGCAUGGUCAAGAACCAGUAAGGUUUGAAGACGUAAAAGAUGAGAUCUUUGAUAUGGUAAAACCAGCAGAUCCAUGUAAAAUUACAUUGCAAGAUUUAUUGUCAUGUGGUCAAGGCGAUACAAUGGUUAGUAUUUUAAUAGAAUUCCAUGGUUUUUGGGCAUACGAAAAUCGUGAAGCCAUGGCAGCUGAUACUGGUGAUGAAUCAUCUCAUGUUUAAAAGAGAAACGUUCACAAAAUAUGUGAUACAUUCCAGCAAAUGGCUAAACACUCUUCAAUUUUGUUAAUAUGUAUGUUUUAACAAUAUUUACAGCAGAAUUUGUAUUUGUAUUAAGUGAUAUUAAUACUGUUUGUAAUAAAAAUAUUUUUCUAAAAAACCAGUUUACCAUUAAUGUACUUUUAUCUUUAAUAUACAGUAAUAGAAAAUUUUAUAAUAAUAGAUAGCAACUUUGGUUUUUUAUAUUAAAUCGAAAUAUAACCAAAACUAGCUCAAAACUGUUGCGUUUGUGCGGCUAAGUGGUUGGAGUCAAAAGUUACAGGUUUCAAUUUUUCUAUAUAAAGUCUAUGGGUCGUACAUUUUAGCUUAGGCGUC
Osmia bicornis bicornis is the source of this 2144-nucleotide messenger RNA. Its product is annotated as serine/threonine-protein phosphatase 2A regulatory subunit B'' subunit gamma-like. Gene Ontology annotation, cellular component: centrosome; spindle. NCBI's taxonomy places the organism in Eukaryota, Metazoa, Arthropoda, Insecta, Hymenoptera, Megachilidae. Gene Ontology annotation, biological process: regulation of dephosphorylation; T cell homeostasis; microtubule cytoskeleton organization. The record is from RefSeq and is a predicted model, not a curated record. Bases 429 to 1772 code for a protein of 447 amino acids. The transcript has 7 exons.